Nasonia vitripennis (jewel wasp) is the source of this 8636-nucleotide messenger RNA. It is a transcript of the gene ken, whose product is annotated as transcription factor Ken 1. The coding region runs from base 2896 to 4578 and encodes 560 amino acids. Gene Ontology annotation, cellular component: nucleus. Gene Ontology annotation, biological process: regulation of transcription by RNA polymerase II. Lineage: Eukaryota; Metazoa; Arthropoda; Insecta; Hymenoptera; Pteromalidae. The transcript has 7 exons. The record is from RefSeq and is a predicted model, not a curated record. Gene Ontology annotation, molecular function: DNA-binding transcription factor activity; RNA polymerase II cis-regulatory region sequence-specific DNA binding; protein binding.
AGAGGGAAAGCUCUCUCGCUCUCGCUUUGCGCAAAAGUUACGGAGUACACACAGAGCGCUGCUGCGGAGAGAAACACCGCGCGCGCCGAGAGACCGGAAGAGAUCCCUCUCUCUCUCUCUCUCUCUAUCUCUCUCUCUCACUCACUGUACAUCGGGCAGACUCUACUGCGGCGUUAUACCGUCGAGCUUCCCGAAGAGCGAAGCGGAGUGCGGCGCAGAGAGUGAGUGCGCGGCGGUAGCAGACUGUGUCUGAAGCGAGACGGAGAAAGAGAGCGCGGCAGCAGCAGCAGCAGCAGCAGACCUCGUGGCUGGCACUCGAGCAGCGGCAGCAGACAGCAGUGCGUGCGCGCCCGCCAGUGACGACGAUGCAUCGACGCCGAUGCCGAUAGCAGUACCCACCACGUUCUCUACUCUCUCGCAUACACUCGACUGCUACCAGUGUCGUCAUCGAGCCAGUGUCUCACUACUGCCAGUAGUCCCAGCCUGUCCCGCAAAACGGUGUGUCCGUGUGUCGUGCAGUGUGUUGAUAUAAUACGCAGUAGCGGAGCCGCGCAAGCGCCGCGGAAGCUCUCAAGCGCGCGCGCUUUUCGAAUUCAAACUUCCCGCGCUGCGACGCGUCGGCGCGCAGGUGUGCUGCCAGGAGAAGAAGAAGAAGACAAGGAGGAAAGGAAAAGAUAGAAAAUCGGAGCAGAGUGCGAGGAAAAACACGUCGCGCAGAUACACACCGAGAGCGGUCUUUCCGUCGAGCCGCGCUCACAGUAGGCUGGCUGGCUGGCUGUCUGGCUGGCUGGCGGAGAGUUGUGUAAGAACUUGAAAGUAAAAGUUGAAACCGCCGAGUUCGGCUGCGCGCUCGCUUGUGUAUAUAGCAUAAUACACACUCUUUGGUGAGCGAGCUCUCUCGCGAGUGCGCGCGCGAGCGUUAAAAUUCGAUCCGGCCGGCCGACGUGUGUUUCUCUCUCUCUCUCUCUCUCUCUCUCUCUCUCUCUCUCUCUCUCUCUCUCUCUCUCUCUCUCUCUUACUCUCUGUGCAGCAACACACGGCCGAAACUCGCGCUUGUGUAAUCCCUCGGCGCUGUACACACGAUUCACGAGAGAAAAUUCGGCGAGCGAGACGGAGCGAGAUACGCGCGCGCGCGCGAGUGAAACGGAAAGUGAUUCGGGUCAGUGGGUCGAGGGAAUCUCCCGACGAGCAGAGUCGCAGCGAGAGAGAAGAUGCAGCAACAGCAGGAAGAACCGAGAGCAGCGGAGUAGGAGAGUUUAAAAGAGAAUAUUCCGCGCGCGCGCGCAACGAAGAGAGAGAGAGAGAGAGAGGCGCAGCAGAAGCUUGCGUAAUAGCGCUGCGCUAUAGCUCUCUAUAACCUAUACGACUCUCCCGCUUUUCCACCACGAAAAUCAUCAAGCCUCAAGCUCGCUGAGUCGCCGAACGAAGUGUCAGUGUGUUCGUGUGUGGAAAGCUAUCUCUCUAUCAAAAGAGCCAUCCGCGCGACGUUCUGUCUCUCUCCACUUUUCCACUUUUACUCAGCAGAGCGCGGAGAGCGUUUCGUAAAAGCCGGAUUACAAAACACGACUCUCGAGAGACAGCAACAGCAGCAUUAACAGCGUAAGAGAGAGAAAGAUAGUGCGCUCGUCCGUGUGUUCCUCAGAGUGUGUUUGUGAGCGAAGAGCCGAAGGACGACCGGAGAAAGAACCGCCGCAGCAGCAGCAGGAAAAUCGAGCGCGCAAAUACGCCGCGAAAAAAGGAGCGAGUCGAGCAAGUACAUACAGCAGCAGCAGCAGCAGCAGAGAGAGAGGAGAUAGCGAGCGGAAAAAGCGAGCGGGCCCCGCGAGAAGCGAAAGGAUAAAGAGAAAGGAAUAGGAGAGGCGAGCGCGAGCAGCGCGAGUCCUUGAAGCUCGAGCCUCUGCGCCAGCAGCAGCAGCAGCAGCUCUCGAGAGUGAGAGUAAAAGUUUUGUACUGCCGCUGCCUACUACUCCGCGCAGCCGGCUGACCCUGGACGGCAGUGCUGUUGCUGCCCCUCUCUCUCACACACACACUCGCAGGGGAAAAGAGUCAGCGGUUUCUCUCUCUCUCUCUCUCUCUCUCUCUCUCUCUCUCUCUCUCUCUCUCUCUCUCUCUCUCUCUGCCUCCGACUCUUUCUCCACCGGUGUUUAUCAUUCGGGCUUUGCUGCCCGUCGCGAGAGGAUCAUCAUCCCGCCGCGCCUAACGAUAACGAUGAGGACCAGCUGACAGUGGUGGAGUUCUUCCGACUGUGAUCGUUUCUUGUUCUUGUUCUUAUUGUUCUCUUCGUACGAAUUCCUAGUGCCUCAGUGAUAUACAUAUUGAUAUACAUACAUACUACUCCGACGUCAUGUCGUCGCGCGGCUGGAUUAUCAUCGCCAUGUGCCUUAUCGAGCGAGUACAACCGAUCAAGUGACGACUUACGGGACGACACGCUUACAGAGCUGCGAGUGCGCGAGUGUGCGGUUAAUAUUCUAUAAGAAAGCAAACGUCACCCCCCGAAGAACAUCUGUAAUACGGCAUCGUUAGAGAUCGCCCUGACCAAUGCAGGCUCUCGGCCAGGAAGUGCACCAUCGCUCCUCCUCGUCGUCGUCGGUGAUAUGCGCGCGAGGCUCUGCCCCGCCGCGGACUGAUCCCCUGUAACUUCCCACCACCGCUAUACCCACCCUCAGAAGCUUCCUCUCUUCCGACAACGCUAUACACGAGCUUAUUUCGAGCGAGGAGCGCACGCGAGGGAAGAGAAGCGCCUACGCGCAGCAGCAACACGUGCCAGGGAAGCUGCCGGCCGCCGCUGCACAAGCUGACAGGAAUAAGGACACAGGUGAUGAUGCCAUAGAUAUCGUCGGGCAACGGAGGGCGCAAAAUUGAUCGUUACUUUUUUUCACCAAACGGAAUAAGAAGAUGAUGUCAUAUGGCAUCAUUGGGCAUACGAUGUAUCCGGACGGGCUACUGACGCUCCACUACGGCAAGCAUCCGGCGACCUUGGCCGCGGAGGUCGGGUCAUGGUACUCCGGGGACCGUCACGUCGACGUGACCCUGGCCUGCGACGACGGCUCCGUCGUCCGCGCCCACAGGGUCGUACUGGCAGCAGCUAGUCCACUACUGGCUAGUCUCCUCAGGAAUCCAGCGCUGGACCACGUUGUGCACCUCUCGGGGGUGCGGAAAACCCAGCUGUGCCACUUGCUGGAAUUCCUCUACAAUGGCGAGGCUCUCAUACCCUCGACGGAGUUGACGCCGCUGAGGGAACUGUUCGAGCUUCUGCAGAUAAAGUCGGAGCUAUUCGAACCCAACCAGUCACAAGGCUCGACGAGUUCCGAUGCCGAAAGGAUACCCACCCCACAGCCCUCGGAAGAGGGACAGGAGAGCUCGAGUUACGAGUCGCAGUACGACGGCAGGCAGUCGAACAACCCCGCGGACUGCUGCUCGGUGCUGAUCAAGACCGAGGACGGCUGCGUGGAUGAGGACGAGGCCGAGCCCGAGGUGGACGUCGAGGGCGUCGAGAGCGCCGAGGGCGAGACAACGCGAUGUUCGGAGAACCGAGAGAGCAGUAUAGAGCCGCCUAGGCGAAGGGAUAGCUCGGACCCGGUGAAUCUCAGUCUGAACUCCGGAGCCUCGACGACGAGCGACAGCUCGCACGACAUCGCGCACAGGCUCGAGUCGUCGUUGCGGGGAUGCCUCGACGAUUCCGGAAAGUACAACCGCGAGAACAACACCGAGGCGUUGCGGGAGAGGGAACGCGAGCAGCAGAGGGAACAGCAGAGGGAACAGCAGAGGGAACAGCAGAGGGAACAGCAGAGAGACAGAGAGCGCGAGCAGCAGAGGGCGAAUUUCCGACACGAAAAGGCAGCGCUGGAGCGACGAGAGUCGAUGGAGGAGCAGGACGAGCGACGGAGACAGUUGGCCGCGAGGUUAGCCCUGGGUCUCGAGACGACGAAGCGGAAACCAGAAGAGCUACCGAUACCUGCGGCGGAGGCGUACGUCGUCACGCCGCACAGAAAGCGCCGGCCAGGUUUCCACAACGCGCCUGCGCAGAAUCCCGCCUUCGUGCCCUUCAACCCCGGCUUCGAGACGCCCAGGAGGCUUCAGGCGCCCCACGCACUCAGCGUAUCCGCGCCGCCUUAUCCGGACCGUUCGAUAACACCGCCAAUGCUGAUCCACCGACCACCGUCGGCCGACCCAGCGACGGCGGCGGGUCUCGAGCCCCCAUGGGGUGCCUGGACGCUGCCGCCCUCACGAGCACCGCCAGCCCCGUCAUCCGAAGACUCGCCGAAGUCGACACCCAUACGCGAGUACCGCUGCACCUACUGCGGCAAGCAGUUCGGCAUGUCCUGGAACCUCAAGACGCAUCUGCGCGUGCACACGGGUGAAAAGCCUUUCGCCUGUCGACUCUGCGUCGCCAUGUUCAAGCAGAAGGCUCACCUGCUGAAGCAUCUGUGCUCGGUGCAUCGGGGGGUCAUAACCGCGCCCGACAACACCUUCACCUGCUGCUUCUGUUCGCUCAGCUUCGACAGCCAGUCGGAACUCAUCAGGCAUCUGUCGGGGCCGCACAACAGUUUGCUGCUCAGCAAGAACCUGCACGACUAACGAAUCAGUUUGAGGCUCACCGAUUGCUAGGGGGUCCCGGCUCGUCUGUUUUCGAAGGCACCUCUCCGGUUCGAAUCGCGUUGUUCAUUUGAAAAAUGAAAAGAAACCGUUGGAUCCUUGCGAGAGGGAGAGCACGAAAACAAAACCGACGAUCGGGAUCUACGCUUAUGUAGAGAGAGUCGAAUCCGUUGCAGUCCGCGAAAUCCACGUUAGAGACGAUAUCAAAGUUCGCCGGGAAAUGUGUGUGUGUAUGUGACUGAUGGGAAUGUGAUUCGACACUCGGCAUCAGGAGAGUCUUUACAUGUUAUAACCUCGACGAUGUAACUCGACAAGAGAAAACAAUUAUACAUAAUGCUGUAGUAUAAAAGACAACCGUCCGCACAAAAAGAUCCUAUAAAGUGACAAUCGACGAGGAGCGAUUGCCGCGAUCGUUAACCAAGGACAAUAAUAACCGCUCGACGACGGAGAAGCCGAGAGAACGUGCGCGACGAAUCAGCUCGUCCACCUGAAGUUUCUCCGUCAGUCGAUCAUUUUUUUAGCCCCCCCCCCCUCCCCCCAUAACGCGCUAAUGAAUUAGCAAGCAAAAUACACGCGCCCUAACAAUUUAGCUAGCCCUAACUUUCUUUCUUGUUCUCUUAGGCGAUAACGAUAGUUUUCAUUAUAUAAAUAUAUUAUAUUUUCUUGUCUUUUUUCUGUACAUAGUGUUACAUACGAAACGAGAAUGUAUGAGUUGUUAUUUAUUUUACUCUUGCAAUGGGACCAACCGAAUUUCCACCGAAUAUAACAGUUAUUAGAGCGUAGAUCUUUUAGCGGCCUGCCUACACAAUCGCCUCGAACAAAUUCUUUCAAUAUGUCGUGAGAUGAAGGGAGAAAACGCGAUGCGUCUUGAAACUCGCGAGAAACGGAGACAGAAACAAAUCAGACGUGUUUUGUACGAAUUUCGUGUCUUUUCGAAAUCGACGUAUUUUUGCACAUCGUUCGACUCUUCGUCAAAUCGCUGCGAACUUUCGUCCUCCUCUCGGAUUUUCUUUUCAUGACUAUUUUGCAAAAUAUUUACACACGAUAAUACUAUACAUACGUGACUCGAGUGCCUUGUCAAAUGGGUCCAAAUUGGUCGAUUGGGCAGUGAUUUCAUGUGUUCAUAGGCUUAAGCGUUUUUAGAUGAAACAUUAUAAGAGAGAAAGAUAUGAGAUAGAGAGAGAGAGAGAGAGAGAGAGAGAGAGAGAGAGAGAGAGAAAACUUAUAAAAUAGCUAAAUGAUGCGGAAGCAAUGUUCGGCUUCUCUUUUAUUCUGUUGACGAAAAUACGAGUGACAAAAACGAUAUGAAUUAUAAUCGAAUUGGCCCGUAAACGAUCAUCAUCACGUAGAUAUGCCCGCAGUUUUCGUCGCAAAAACAUUGUACAUGAUAAAAGUGUGCGCGAGCGCUUGGAAGAGUGAAUGGACUUGACUUUUUUCUCUUACACGAAUAAAGGAAGGUGCAGCGACGACGAGUGUUGAUAUAUACAUGCAUAUAAAACAAUAUUUUUUGUACUUCAUCGUGUGUACGUUCUUUUGUGAGGAAUAAAGGAAGCGAGUCGUAGGUAGUCGCGUUGAAUUUAAAUAUACAAAUAUACACUUUAGCGUUUUUAUCUCUCUUUUUGAUUGUUGACGCGGGUCGUCAGGUCAAAUGAAAAAAGAAAAACAAUGGAAGGAAAGAAGUACCGUUGAACUCUCGAUUUGGUGCCUCGAAGGGAUCGGCCUCGUUCUACAUUAUAUACUAUAUAGUUUCGUUCGAUAUCGCCGAAAACGUACACUUGACAUUCCAAACGAGGCGCGUAUCACGAACCGAAAAACGCAAGCUCUUAUCGCAAACGAAAAAUCCUAUUUCGGAGGAAAGAUGCUUUGGAGAGGUGACACACAACUACUCUUGUAAUGCCGCAAUUUACCCCAACGUGAAUAGCAAGCUGGUAUUUGUUUUUAACAGUGAAAGUAAUUAUUUAACCAAGCAGUCACACCAAAGAUACGUUCGUAGGGCCGAUCGAGCGUAGACUUUUCUUUUUCAAUCUUACAACCCUUUCCUCCCUUACUUCUCGAUCUUUGCUUGCGUAGAGAGAAAUACCCUUGCUUGUUUUAUUCCUAGUAACUUAACUCGGAAAACAACGUUCUUUCGCGUAUCAAGACCGCCCGUAAAGUUGCCUGCUUUCGAAAAAGCUGCUUCCCUCUUUCAAAUUAUCUGUUUCAUUUUUGCACACGAAAAAAGAAAAAAAUUCUCGGCCGAGUGUCUCAAAUCUGAUAAUACGGUUCUCGUGUAUACUUUCGAGGUAGAGCCCAACGAGGUCUAACAAUCGCGUGCAUCGCGCAAGAAAAAAGCACCACAAAAAUAAGAACGGCAACAUUCUCGAAAGCCAGGCACAGCAAACGGCCAGCAUAUAAUAAUAUACAACACAUACACACCCACACAGUGAACGCAAUGUGAUACUAAAUGAUAAUAAAUAAAGUAAUUAUUGUUUAGCGCGCAACAUCGUCCUUUUGGAGGCGACGCUUCUGCGCGCGUUUGUAUACAUCACCGUGUAAUUACGAUUUACAUAUAGAAGAAAGAAAACGCAGAAAAACGAUACGAGAGAGGAGAUUUUUUUUUAAAUAAAAAGCAGAAAAAAAUCGAAGCGCGGCGCGACAAAGAUUAUAGAAUCAACUCGUAAUCUUAAGCUUUAGCUACCCUGACUUCUUUUUUUUUCUUACCACGAGAGAGAUCUUAUUUCAACACCCCUUAGACGUAACGUUACUGCAUAGAGAGCGCGUUAUGCAUAAAAAAAUAGAGAAUAUAAUAUAUCCGUUAAUCUGUAAGUAUUACCUUGUACGAUGCAAAAAAGCCUAGUGAUGUAAGCGUAAUACAGAUAAAGAUAGUAAUUUGAAUUUUUGUAAAUAAAUAAUUUUAAUUAUACACACCUAGCUAUUAAGAAGAAGAAGAAGAAGUAUAAAAAAGACCGCACAAAAACACACACCAACACUAAACGCGUAUAAUAUAUAGAGCAAAAAGCAAAAGUCCCCAGACUUGCGCUCGCGCGACUAUCAUGAUAAUUAAAUGUUGUUGUAUUAAGUGAAAAAACCGAGAGGAAGUACAGGUAAGACGGAAGAAGAAUAAUCGAAGCGCAGACAAUAAGUCCGUAUACUGCGCGACGACGAGGCAUCGGACGCGAUCUUAUUGUCGCGGCGCCUCGUCGUCGCCUCCGGUCUUACGCACAUAUUUAUACGCGGACGAAGUCGUAAUAGUACAAAAGAGAAAAAAGAGAAAAAAAAUCCGUACCUCUUUUUUUCCCUUGCGAUAGCAAUUCAUAAAUGUAUAUUAUUUCGAGCGCAAGUCCCGCGCCUCAGAGCGAGUAUUAUGUGUAUUAUAUAUUUCAGAGUUCUUUUGUAAAAUACGAGGAAAAAAAUGCGAGUAAAUAAAAAUUAAGACGGACAAUCAGGCGACGAGCGAAUCGUUGAGGAAAUUUCGAUAUAAUAUACCUUACUACGUGUGUAUACAACACAGUUGACGUCCGACUGUGAUCGGAGAAUGUUAUGUUAUAUUGCGUUGAGUAUAUGAUGAGACGGGACUUCGAUUUGUAUAAAAAUGAUUGAAGAAAAAAACAAUGAUCUCGCGACGAAUAAAAUAUUGUACACGUGCACUCUCUCACACACACACGCUGUUUCUCUCUAUCUCUGACUUUUCUCAAUAACUCAUCUUCUGCUUUCUUUCUCUCUUAUCUUUCUCUUUCUUUGCUCUAUUGUUUCCGACUCUGCGUAAAAAAAAAAACUUCCUUUCGAUGCUCCUGUUCUUUGCUGAACCCGUUCACUUCUAACUUUCUUAAUGAUUACGAUUCUUUCGCUUUCCUUCACACUCAUCGACGUGCCUCUUUCCUUCCGAAAGUCUGGAUGACAAUAACAACAGCAACAACUACUACUACUACCACAACAACAAAAAGAGCAAUAGUUCGUAAGCAUCUCUUCCGAGAGCGGAGUGCGCCGCUCUGCCGCAAAUGCUUUCUUAGUGUUCAUAGACUUACGAUGAUGAAAUAUAUUAAUUGAGAAAAUUUUAAAAA